AUGUCUUCAAACUCUACCAGAAACUCAACCCGCAGAGGAAGAGGAAAUGCUGGACCUUCUGUACAUAGUGUUGCUGCUGGUCAUGUUCAGCAGGCAAACAUCACCCCAAGAUCCCAAGCUGUCAACCAGGUGACAGAUUCUGAACUAGAAAACAGAAUUAUUGAUCUCUUGGUUGCCAUCCAAUCCAGAGUUGGCAAUGUCUAUGACAAUGACAACGCAAGUACUAUUGCAAUCCUUGAUGUCAUUAAUACUCAACAGCUCAGUGCUGUCUCUCAUGCGCCUGCAAGUGGUUCUGUACUGAUUCCUUUAACAGGGCAGAAUCCUUCUAACAAAAUGAAUGUGAUCGUUCUAAGAUUCAUCAAUGAAAGAAUGUGGAAGAGAAACUUCAUCUCUAAUGACCUGGUGCUAAUUGCUGAAAACGAGGCCAAGAAGAGAUGGAACACUAAUGAAAGAAGUGACCACUUUGACAAUGUUGAGGUCAUCAACUACUUGAGAGAUUAUAUUCUCUCUCAGCCAAUGACUGCUAGUGUUUGGUCUGGACUUGUAGUUGAAAAAAUAAAAAACAACUAUAAGUACAUUUACUGGAUAGUGAACAUGACUUCUGCCCAAGCAACAGCCAAAAACCGUAAAGCAUGCUCCAACAGUAGAUGCGUAGAGAUUCACUUGCACCAUCUUAGAGUUUAUAAUGACAAUUGGCAGAUCAUUGAUCGCAAGAUGGGGUACAAGCAGGGUAACCUGGAUGAGAAGGCCUAUGAGUGUUACAUUGAGAAAGAUGUGAUGUCAGAUAGAGAAUCUGACAGUAAGCUCAACAGACUCCUUGGCAUAAGUGAUAAGAUAAUGCAAACCAAUGAUGAGCUGCAGGUGACAACAACGUCAAAGUCACAGAUGAUCAGGUACCUGACAUCCAUUAAAGAUACAUCUGUGCCACAUCAUCUGUCUGCCAUGAUCCCUGAAUGGGCAAUCCAAAAUAAAUAA
This is a messenger RNA of Phycomyces blakesleeanus NRRL 1555(-), 975 nucleotides long. RefSeq lists its product as hypothetical. Lineage: Eukaryota; Fungi; Mucoromycota; Mucoromycetes; Mucorales; Phycomycetaceae. The transcript has 4 exons. Bases 1 to 975 code for a protein of 324 amino acids. The record is from RefSeq and is a predicted model, not a curated record.